UGUCACCCUGGGAACUCCUGGGUCUCUUGGUUUGUUUGCCAAACAAAGUCUUUUCUUCUCUGGCUCAGAUACUGAAGAAGCUCCUGGAUUGUUCUGCGAUCCCGCCACAAGCUGGCAGUUAUCCGGAGCCUUCCUAAAGAGCUGGGGAAGAGAUGAACCCUGCUGGGCGGAGGAUGGGAGAAGGGCGUCAGCCAGCGGGGUCACCCCGGGGGCGGCCCUGCGGCUCCGGGACGCCGCGCUCCCUGCUCUGGUUCUUCGUGCACUCCUGGCUGUGGGCUGCCUCGGGCUUGUCUGCCCAGGUGUUCAAUCUCAGCCUCUCUGUGGACGAGGGGCUGCCCCCCGACACACUGGUUGGUGACAUUCGCGCGGGGUUGCCAGUCGCUCAGCAGUUGGAAGGGAACGGCUUCUUUCUGUCAGAGGACUCCGAUGACUCCCCGCUGCUGGAUGACUUCCACGUGCACCCGGACACCGGCAUCAUUCGCACCGCACGGCGUCUGGACCGCGAGCGGCGUGACCACUACAGCUUCGUGGCGGCCACGCUGUUGGGCGAGGUGGUGCAGGUGGAGAUCCACGUCAACGACGUGAACGAUCACUCUCCCCACUUUCCCCGCGACUCCCUGCAGUUGGACGUCUCGGAACUCAGCCCCCCAGGCACUGCUUUCCGCCUGCCGGGAGCCCAGGACCCGGACGCGGGGCUGUUCAGCAUCCAGGGUUACACCUUGCUGCAAGCAUCCGACCUGCUCCAGGGCCCCGCAGGACCUUUCUUCCAAUUGCGCUAUGGGUCGCUGGGGCCACCUGUGUCGCCGCCUCAGUCGGUGUCCUCAACACCCCUGGAGCCCCUAGACUUGGUGCUGUUGAGGCGUUUGGACCGAGAGGAGGUGGCAGAGUACGAGUUGCAGAUUGAAGCCUGGGACGGUGGCAGUCCUAGGCGCACCGGCCGCCUGCGCGUACAGCUGCGUGUGCUGGAUGAGAACGACAACCCGCCAGUUUUCGAGCAGGGCGAGUACCGCGCCUCAGUACGUGAGGACGCCCAGCCGGGCACCGAGGUGUGUCGCGUGCUUGCCACUGAUCGCGACUUGGGGCCCAAUGGCUUGGUGCGCUACAGCAUCCGGGAGCGACAAGUGUCCUUGAUGGGCGCAGCUGGCGGGCCACCUGGCGAUCCGGGCUAUUUCUCGGUGGAGGAGCUGAGCGGCAUAGUGCGGGUGCAGAGACCUUUAGAUCGCGAGGCGCAGGCCUGGCACCAACUGGUGGUCCAGGCCCGCGACGGGGGCGCAGAGCCAGAGGUAGCCACCGUGCGCGUGUCCAUUGACGUGCUGGACGUGAAUGACAACCCGCCCGCCAUCCACCUGCUCUUUCUUACCGAGGGAGGCACAGCCCGCGUCUCCGAGGGCGCUCGGCUAGGAGACUAUGUGGCUCGAGUCUCGGUGUCCGACGCAGAUGGUGACCCAGAGAAAGAAGAGGCUACUGGGGUGCUUGGUGCGAGCCUUGGGACAGGCAGCAUCAAGCUGUCCUUGGAGGGUGGGAACGGAGCCUUCGCGCUGCGGCCAGGAGGCCCUCCCGGAGUAUUUUUCCUCUGCAUCGAGGGCCUCUUGGACAGGGAAAGCCGCGAUCUAUAUGAGUUAAGACUAAUAGCCACCGAUGAAGGGUCACCGCCAUUGAGUACAGAGGAGUCGCUGCUGCUCUGGGUCUCGGACCUCAAUGACCAGCCACCUGUCUUCAGCCAGGAGCAUUACUGGGCCUCAGUGUCCGAGGCCGCAGUUCCAGGAACCUCGGUGGUUUGGGUCAGUGCUUUGGAUGCGGACCAGGCUGGCACGGAUCAUGCCAGGGUUCGAUAUGCGCUACUGCAACUCUCGGAUCCCUGCGACUCUGAGGCUCUGUCACUCAAGGCAGAGUGUGUCCCACCCUUCAGCAUCAACCCUGACAAUGGUUUGAUCAGCACUCUCCGAUCUCUAGACCGAGAGGCCCAGGAGGCAGUGGAGCUGAGGGUGGUAGCCCAGGACCUGGGAGAGCCACCACUUUCUGCCACCUGCCUGGUGAGCAUUAUUGUGGACGACGUGAAUGACAAUGAGCCCGUUUUCCCGUGGCAGGUGUAUAAUGUCACCCUUGCUGAGCACACCCCAGUUGGACACUGCUUUCUUCAGGUGAAAGCCACCGAUGCAGACGCGGGGAUCUAUGGCUUAGUCGAGUAUUCUCUUUAUGACGGAUUCCAAAGCUAUGAAGCACCGCCAGCAUUCCAGAUUGACCCGCGGGAUGGGCGCAUCUGUGUCUCCCAAGACAUAGACAAGGAAAGGGAUCUGAGCACCUUUGACCUUCUGGUGAAAGCAAAGGAUGGGGGUGGUCUCAGUGCUCAAGCUUUCGUCCGGGUAGAGGUGGAGGAUGUGAAUGAUAAUCGCCCCGUUUUUAAUCCAUCGACUUAUGUGACAAGCAUUAGUGGCCAGACCCUGCCAGGCACUGAGAUCGUCAACGUUCUCGCCAGUGACAGCGAUUCUGGCGUGUAUGGAACAGUGGCUUAUGAACUCAUCCCAGGAGACUUGGCCUCCCUCUUCACCAUUGACUCCAUUACAGGCAUUAUUUACCUAGCAUCAGCUCUCAGCCAUUUGGAAGCUACCACACUUUUUCUGAUGGUCUGUGCUCGAGAUGGGGGUGGACUCACAGCUGCCACUAAUGCUGGUGUCACCAUCCACAUCCUGCAAACCACACUGGCUCCUGCGGAGUUUGAAAGGCCUAAGUACACAUUCUCAGUUUAUGAAGACGUGCCAGAAGACACCCUAGUUGGGACAGUGAAGGCAAGAGAGUCCUUGAAUUCCUCCGAACCAAUCUCUUACCGAAUUUCCUCAGGCGAUCUGGAUGGAAAGUUCUCCAUUCACAGGUGGCUGGGCAGCAUCCGCACCCUGAAGCCUCUGGACCACGAAGCACAGCCCAUGGUUGUCCUCACCGUCCAGGCGCAGCUCGGCAGCUCCCCAGCCUGCAGCAGCACGGAAGUGAACAUAACCGUGCUCGAUGUCAACGACAACCGUCCUGAGUUUCCCACAGCCUGGGAUGAAAUUAGGAUCUCCCAGACCACUCCACCUGGCACGGCCUUGUACCUUGCACGCGCAGAGGACAGAGACAGCGGGCUGAACGGACUGGUCCGGUACAGCAUCGCAAGCCCUCAUCCAAGCAUCUUCAGCAUGGAUCGGGGCCGUGGGGUGCUGUACCUCAGGGAAAGUCUGGGAGGCCAGGGGAACCUCAGGCUGACCCUGGUGGCUGAGGAUCAAGGCACUCCUCCCCAGGCAUCCCACUUGGUGCUCACAGUAGUUAUUGAAAGCCAAGAACGAAGCCCAGUCGUGGCUUUUGAAAAUUUUGUCUAUCAAGUGGAAGUUAGCGAGUCUCUCCCACUGACGGCUCAAAUCUUGCAGGUACAGGCCUAUCCACUGCAUCCGUGGCACCCAGCCUCAAAGACAACGUAUUCCCUGGAUGUCAGUGUGGACUCUUCAGUGUUCGGAAUCCACCCUCACACAGGCUGGAUUUAUCUGCAGCGCCAGCUAGACUAUGAAUCUACACAGAUGUACAGGUUUAAAGUGUUGGCCCGAGUCCCGGAGGACAGAUUGCUGCAGAAUGUGAGCACUUUGGUAAUCGUUCAUGUCUUGGAUGAGAACGACCAUUCCCCAGCCUUCUUGCAGGACAAGGUGUUUUUGAAAGUUGAGGAGAGCCCCAUGCCCCUAGGGGUAAUAGGCAAAAUGACAGCCAUUGAUGCUGACUCUGGGAAGAACGGGCAGCUGUCAUAUUUCCUGUUGACUGAUGGGAAAUUCUUCAAGAUGAAUCCCAACACAGGUGAGCUGCUCAAUUGGAUGGCAUUGGAUCGUGAGCACCAGAGGCAUCAUCACAUGACUGUCCUAGUGACAGAUCACGGCUCCCCGCCACGGAAUGCCACCAUGGUGGUUUAUGUCACAGUUACUGACAUAAAUGACAACAAGCCAUUCUUCCCACAAUGCCCACCUGGAAAGGAGUUUUACAUCAAGGCUUUGGAAGGUCAGCCAGUCAACACGCUGGUCACAACCAUCUUUGCAAAGGAUCUCGAUGAAGGACUCAGUGCAGAACUUACAUACUCCAUCUCUCCAGAUUAUCCUGCUCACUUUAAGAUUGAUGCCAACAAUGGUGAAAUAAGAACAACUGUGAUACUUUCCCAUGACUAUAGACCUUCCUAUAGGAUGACAGUCAUUGCCAGUGACCAGGGAGUGCCCCCUCUUCAAGGACAGGCAAUUAUUAAUAUUCAGGUUAUACCACUCUCCAAAGGGAUGGCUUUUAUGUCUCAGAAUAUCAGACAUUUAGUGAUCCCAGAAAACACGAAGACUGCAAAAAUCAUGAGCCUGAUGAAGUCUCCCGACCCCUUUCAACAGUACCAUAGUGAGAAGUUACACUUUAGUAUUGUUGCAGAGGACAAGGAUGACCACUUUGAAAUUGAUAGCUCUACAGGAGACUUGUUCCUCUCCAAGGAACUUGACUAUGAAAUUACAUCUCACUAUCUUAUUAGGGUGAUUUCUAAAGACCAUAGCCAAAGCCCUCUGUGGAACAGCACGGUCUUCCUUAGUGUUGAUGUGGAAGAUCAGAAUGACCAUUCCCCAUCCUUCCAGGAUGAGUUCAUUGUGAUAAGUGUGGAGGAGAAUGUCCCCGUAGGGACUUUGGUGUACAUCUUCAAUGCCAAAGAUGGUGACGGCAGUUUUCUGAACAGUAGGAUACAAUACUUUGCAGAAUGCAGCCAUGUUGGAACGAACCCAUUUCUCAUCCACCCCUCCUCUGGCACACUGGUCACGGCAUCUCCCCUGGACAGAGAAGAUGCUCCGUCUUUUAUACUGACCAUCACUGCAUCUGAUCAGGCUGUGAAUGUGACAGACCGGCGAUGGCGGUCACUGGUAGCAGAAGUGAUGGUUUUGGAUGUGAAUGACCACAGCCCCACCUUUGUGUCUCAUUCCAUCACCUCUGUCAGAGAGGAUGCUGAAGUGGGCUCCCUGGUGCACCGUGUAAGUGCCCAGGAUCCAGAUGCAGACAUGAAUGGAAAAGUAACAUACAGCAUCCUCUCAGGAAAUGAGGACAUGCUCUUCAUGUUAGACGGGUCAUCAGGCUUUCUGAGGACAGCUUGUCUUCUGGAUUAUGAAGUGAAAACCCAGCACAUCUUGACCCUCAUGGCCCAUGAUGGUGGCACACCAGCACUUUCUUCAUCGCAGACCCUGACAGUCACUGUCCUUGAUGUCAAUGACGAAUCACCAGUGUUUAAGCAACUCACAUACAAAGCUUCAGUUAGAGAAAACCAAAGUCCUGGGGUGUUUGUUACAAGGGUUGAAGCUGAGGACUCUGAUUCAGGAGUCAAUUCUGAACUUCAGUUUGAAAUCAUGCCAGGGCCUGCCUUUGGGUUGUUUGAGAUCAACCCUGAUACAGGAGAGGUGGUGACAACUGUCACAUUUGACAGAGAAGCUCAAGAAAUCUUCACACUUCGAGUACUUGCACGGGACGGUGGUGUCCCUUCAUUGUCUGGCACUGCAACCAUCAUCUGCACCAUUGAAGACGAAAAUGACCAUUCCCCAGAGCUUAUUGUCCUCAGCCAUGACAUUGAAGUGCUGGAGAACCAAGAUCCAGGGGUUGUCUAUACUGCGUUGGCUUUCGAUAUGGAUGCCGGCAACAAUGGAGCUGUCACCUAUCGCAUAGCUGGUGGAAACACCGAGGAGUACUUUGCUAUUCAUGCAACCUCAGGAGAACUCUCAACAACUCGUGCUUUGGACCGGGAGCAGAUCAACAAUUUUACCCUUCUUAUCUUGUGCUCAGAUUUGGGGCAUCCACCUCGAAGCUCUGUGAUGCAGUUGCAUGUUAGGGUCUUGGAUGACAAUGACCAUAGCCCUUCUUUUCCCAUGCUUCAUUAUCAGUCGUCUGUGAGGGAAGAUGCUGAAGUGGGCACCGUGGUCCUGGAGCUGUCUGCUGUGGACAGAGAUGAGGGCCUCAAUGGGCAGGUAGAAUAUCUUCUGUUGGAGGAAACUUCUGGUGCGUUCAGUGUUGAUCAUGUAACGGGGACACUGAGAACUAGCCGCGUCCUUGACCGAGAAGCCAGACCUCAGCACACAUUCCAGGCUGUAGCCAGAGACUGCAGUACCCAAGGCGCGAAGAGCAGCGUGUUGACUGUACUCAUAUCUGUUACGGAUGCUAACGACAAUGAUCCUGUUUGGGAGGAGAACCCAGUUGAUGCUUUCCUUUCUCCCAAGCUGUCCCUAAACCAAACCAUUGCUCAUCUGAGAGCCAGUGACCCAGAUGCAGGGCCAAAUGGAACUGUCACUUUUAGUUUUGCAGACAGCCAGUCAGUGUUUUCUAUCAAUGAAUAUACAGGCGAAAUUAAACUUCAGCAGAAUCCAUCAGCAGAAUAUUUUCCUAUCUGGGUGCAGCUAAAAGCCACAGAUCAGGGGGUCCCAGCGAGGGCAACCCCGGGUCUCUUAGUUGUUCACAUGGAAGGAGAAGAUGUGAAGAUCUCUUUCAGCCACCAUCUCUACACAGGAGUCGUGACUGAAAACUGUGAGCCAGGUACUUCUGUUGUGACUGUAAAGGCUUCUACUGCAGCAUCUCUCACAGACCCCAUUAAAUACUCUGUUUUUAGUGGGAAUGAAGAUGGAGUGUUUUCCCUGGGCUCCACCUCAGGGCAACUCAUCAUAGAAGAGCCUAAAUCCCUUGAUUUUGAAGUCAGGAGCGAAGUACAGCUCAUCAUUUUUGCGGAGAGCAAUGGGCAUAGAGCCUUCACCAAAGUAGCAGUUUCCAUCCAGGAUAUGAAUGAUAAUUCUCCACGCUUCUCACAAAGUGUGUACAGGGCGUCAGUCUCUGAAGGUCAACUCUACAAUGCUCAUGUCACACAGGUGUUUGCUACUGACUUGGAUGAUGGCUUGAACGGCCUGAUUGAGUAUUCCAUUGUGUCUGGCAACCAAGCAGAAGCCUUCCAGAUUGACUCGCUGAGCGGGGUAAUAACAACAGAUUCUCUCCUGGAUUAUGAGUCCACCGAUUCCUACAGCUUGAUUGUGCAAGCCACAGACAGAGGGGUGCCCAGGCGCUCUGAUACGGCUCUGGUCAAGAUACAGGUGAUUAACAUAAACGACAAUGCUCCAGUCUUUCUCCCCUCAGAAGCAAUAGAAAUUGCGGAAAAUUCUUUGCCUGGUGUAAUUGUGUCUCGGGUAUCCAUUCAUGAUGCGGAUUUGAAUCCAGCUUUCACCUUCAGUUUUGUCAAAGAGAGCAAUUGCGGAGCUAAGUUUGCUAUCAGUCAGGACACUGGGGUGGUGGUGCUGGUGCAAACACUGGAUUUUGAAGAUGUUGCUGAAUAUGAGCUGAUCAUCCACGUUUCUGAUUCGUGGCACCACACAGAGGGUUCCCUUCUCAUCCGUGUGCUGGAUGUCAACGAUAACCCACCAGUAUUUUCUCAAGAUUUCUAUCAGGUUAUGGUUCCUGAGCUAGUUCCUGGAGGGUACUCGGUACUGACCCUGUCUGCCACAGACUUAGAAAGCAGUGAGAACAUUUCUUACAGGGUCCUUUCCUCUUCUGAGGGCUUCGCCAUUGAUCCCCGGAAUGGCACCAUAUUUACUACCAGUGCUGUAUCAUUUCUGGAUAAAAUACCAACAUUUCGAUUUCUUGUUGAAGCCAAUGAUGGUGGAGUUCCCUCCCUGAGGGGUCUUACGUUAGUGGAGAUAGAAAUACAAGAUGUGAACAGCUAUGCCCCUGAGUUUACAGUGGGGCACUAUAACCUUAGCUUGAGUGAGGAUGUUCCCAUUGGAAGCACUCUCAUGACCUUUUCAACUCUCGACCGUGACUACACUAUUGAAAACACACACACCAAAUAUUCCAUCGUCAGUGGCAACGUACACAACCACUUCCAUGUUGAAACCAGCCUCCUUCAUUCAGAUGACCCCCAUCAGCAGGGCGGUGCUCUUGUGUUACUUCACGCUCUGGACAGAGAAGCCAGUGCCAGCCACAAGCUUGUCCUCCUAGCAUCCGACCACGGCUGCCCGCCUCUGAGUUCCACAACUGUCAUAGAAAUAGACGUUCUUGAUGUCAAUGACAACCCACCCAUCUUCAACAGCCGGCAGUACAACGCCCAUGUCAAGGAGAGUACUCCCGUGGGGAGUCACAUCACUGUGGUGUCAGCAGAUGACCAUGACAUGGGCUCACAUGCGGAAGUCAUCUACGGCAUACUCUCUGGAAAUGAGAAGGAACACUUCUACUUAGAAGAAAGGACCGGGGUUCUUUAUUUGGUGAAACCUCUGGAUUAUGAGGAAAUGAUAACCUUCACGUUAACUGUCCAGGCUGCUGACGAAGAAGAGAAACACGUUUCUUUUGCUGUUGUGCGUGUCAGUGUGUUAGAUGAUAAUGACCACACACCUCAGUUUAUGUCCUCUACCUUGACCUGUGUCACUCCUGAAAACAUGCCUGCUUCCUCCAUCCUGUGUUCUGUCCAUGCUGUGGAUUCCGACGCCGGACCUUACGGAGAAGUGACUUACUCUAUCUCGUCACCUUGCCAUGCCACAUAUGAGAUGCAGCCCUAUCAGGAUCUAUUUGUCAUUGACCCUUUAACAGGGGACAUUCGAGCUGAUCAGGUGCUGGACUACGAAAGUGUUGCCAAGUACUGCCUGGUGGUUCAGGCCAAAGACAGAGGCAGUGCCACGGCUUCCCUGGAGGUCUGGGUGGAAGUUGAAGGGAUAGAUGAGUUUGAACCCAUCUUUACUCAAGAUCGAUAUUUUUUCAGUCUCUCUGAGAAAGGUCGAGGGCGACAGCUGAUUGGCAGAGUGGAGGCCUCAGAUGCAGAUGGAGGCAUGGAUGGGGUCGUUCUUUACUCCCUCAGCUCUCCAUCCGCUCUCUUUUCAGUCAACAAAACGAAUGGCGAUAUUUACUGGAUGAGAGCCCCUUUUCUAACCAGCAGUCAGCUCAACAAAGAAGACAACCUUGAGGUGAAAAUAAUUGCACACGGUCCCAAGUCCAAUUCCAGGUCCACAUCCUGCAGUGUGUUUGUGAACGUCUCUAUGCCAUCUGAAGGACACCACAGAAGAGGUUUUGGUCACGGUUUCUCCAUCAGCCUCGUGGUCUCCUUCUUAGUGUUCCUCUUGCUUGUCUGCACCCUAAUCGUACUGAUUUUAAGGCAUAAGCAAAAAGACCCACUACACAGUUGCGAGGAGAAGACGCCACCGCCCCCAGAUGAUGAUCUCAGGCUGACUGGGGCUGCAAGCCAGCUCAAGGCUGGGCAGCCGGCCGUGGAGUUCAGGGAUCUGACAGGGACUGGUGAAACUAUGCCGGCUGAAUGGCUGAGCUUCAUGAGUGCCAUGGAGAAGGACAUUAUGCACCUGUACAGGCACUCAAACUCCAGUGUUCACUGCUCUGUGGACGGAGAAACUGCAGAAGAUAAAGAAAUCCAGAGGAUAAAUGAACACCCUUAUAGAAAGGACUCAGAUUCUGUGCUGAGUGACCGGGAGUCCAGGGUGCCAGACUCGGGUAUCCCCAGGGACUCAGAUCAGCUCUCUUGCCUGUCGGGAGAGACAGAUGUGAUGGCUAGUCCCGAGGCGGUGGAAGCCAGCCACGUGUUUGAGGGAGAAGAUGGAGGGACAGGCUGUGGCACAGUCUAUGUUCAAAAUGAUGCGUUAUCUCAAAGAAGAGAGGCAAAAGCAGGUGUCUUGGCCGAUAGCAGGAAGGAGUCCUUGACUUCGGCCAGCCAGGAGGGAAGGCGGGCAGCUCCUUCCACCCGGGCAGCUUCUGCUGAUGGUGCCAUGGGCAGCUAUGCCUGGGAUUACUUCCUUAGUUGGGAACCCAAGUUCCAGCACCUAGCCUCCGUGUUUAACGAUAUUGCCAGGCUAAAGGAUGAAGAUCUGCAGAUGCCUGGCAUCCCAAAAGACGCACCUUAUGUUUUCCCACCCCCUUUGAUAACAGCAGUAGCACAGCCUGGGAUUAAGGCCGUUCCCCCACGAAUGCCAGCCCUCACCGUGGGGCAGGUUCUUCAGAAAUUCCCCCGAUCUCCCCUUCCCUGCUAUGGCAGCUCCCUAGCAGAAGCCAUGACUCCCAGCUUCUCUCCAUCUCUUUCCCUACUGACGAUGCAGACGCCUGCCAGGUCACCAGAGUCGCCAGAUGGGGAACCCGUAGGAACACACAGACGCGACACGUGCCGUGAACUGAAAGCCGAAGCGGAAGUCCACACAUAAGGAGACUGUGCUGUUGACCCCUGCUCAUUCAGCACUCAGCAGAGGGAUACGAAGACAGACGCAGCGUCUGGCACGAUGAGUUCUUUCUUACCCAGGCGCGGGGAAUCUCACGUAGACAUUGUUUUUCAAAUCUUGCCCAUUUCAGUCUCUCGGCGUUCUUCCAGCCUAAAUGAGAAGUUACUCCCUCUUUUAGACUUCUUGGGUUGCUCUCAGGACUCGCGUUUGUGGACAUUAACUAGUCUGUUUUGUUAUUCCUGUUUGUUUGUUUUAAUGUUUAGAAUUUAUGAUUUAUGUAAUCAUCAGAAGUUAUGACUGGAAUUUCUCAUGACUCUGGGCUGACUCUAGCCAAAUAAGCAUUCUUGAUUGAAUGAGGCAGAAAGUGUGUUCUUGAUGUAUGGCUGAGGUGGACAGGACAGUGCUUAGGCAGCAGUCUGCUGCCAGAGACAUGCCAUCUCAGCCUCCUCCACAAGGGAGGCCCCUCCAGUGCUCUGUUCACAUAAGAAACCUUGAAGAUUAAUUUAUAGAAAUUACUUCAUUUUAUGUUCUUCAACACAUAGCAACUUUGGGUAUGAGAUAGUUUAUCUGUUCAAUGCCCAUUUUUAAAGUUUGUGUAGAUAAAAUUAUGUUACUAGCUAAUUAUAAAUUUCAUAGAGUAAUUUAGCAGUGUAUUUUUAAAUGAAGUUUUUUUUUAUACAUGAAAGUUUGUACUAUUAAAGUUGAGGGUGGGUGUCAGAAGUCUUUAUCCAUUUACUUAUCAUUGCUUCCACAAUGGGAUGUGAAGAAUUCUGCCUUACACAGUUCCUAAUUCAGAAGCACAGUCAUGCUGGCUAUCUGGUGCUUACAUGACGGAUCACUCCUCUCUGAUGGACCAAUAGGACAUCAGAAAUACUUUUACCCACUAGGAGGAUGAGUGCGACCUGAAAAUGAUGCUCUAUAAGUCAUCCUCUCAUGGGAGGGGCAGAAUUUGGGGUCACUUUCUAGGAAUUCCAGUGUGAAGUUUCUAAUGCAUCUGGGUGAUUUUCUAGGUAGGUCAGGUGGGCUUCUGCCCUAGACGUAGCUCUUUUAUUUAUUUAUUUUUCCAUGUAUCCCACCUGAGGAACUAUGUGAAAUAAUUCGUGUUUACUUAAAACCAUUGCAGAGGCACUUGGAUAUCCAGUUUAGGAAGUCAGUAAUUAGAUAGCUGCCUAUGCUGAUAGAAGAUAUGAGUGCGUCUUCUUGUUGACUCAAAUGCAGAGCAUAUGUCUAAACCACCUGAGUAAGUAACAAGUGUGAUGGCCACGAAGUGUUUUGGAGAAGCUGGAAUUCUAGGGAAUUCACGUGUGGGCCAUUUAAGUAUUGCAGCGCCAAUUCAUGUCUCCUCUCAUCUUUGGGGCAUCUGAAGAAGAAAUUGAAUGAUUUGUGUUAAAAACAAAAGUUAUUUCACGGUGCCAAUGGGUUGUCUCUUGACUCUUCAGUAGAACCUGUUGAUCAGAGGAAGCUACUCUUAGUGGUUUCUUUUGCUAAUUAUAUGUGAAAGCUUGAGUUUGUAGCAGAAUUACCCGUGCUAACCAUGAAUGCCUUGUUUUUAAAAGGGUCCUCCAUUCACUUAGGCUUUUUAUUUAAAAAGGGAGCUACUCGUCGAAUUCUUUCCUAAGUUUUUCACCUUUGAUUUAUUACUGAACAUGAUUCUGUGGGUGUUUUCAUCCUUGCUAUUUCGUAAGAAACAGAAGACAAGACAUAUUUAGAGCUCUCUACCAAUAUUUAGCAGGUCUUUAAUUGAUGACUUUAUUAAUCCCAUUCCCAGCGCUGCUGCCUCAACGAAUAAUGGCCAUGAGUCGAGUGGAGGGUAAGAUGUGAACAUGUUGCUUGAGUGCUUCUAAUAAAUCGCGCAUCAGCCCUUUAAA
Mesocricetus auratus (golden hamster) is the source of this 12067-nucleotide messenger RNA. It is a transcript of the gene Dchs2, whose product is annotated as dachsous cadherin-related 2. Bases 153 to 10184 code for a protein of 3343 amino acids. Gene Ontology annotation, biological process: homophilic cell-cell adhesion. The record is from RefSeq and is a predicted model, not a curated record. Gene Ontology annotation, cellular component: cell-cell junction; plasma membrane. Gene Ontology annotation, molecular function: calcium ion binding. The transcript is spliced from 20 exons. Lineage: Eukaryota; Metazoa; Chordata; Mammalia; Rodentia; Cricetidae.